AUGCUCAGCGACGUCUCGAACCGCGCGCCCGCCCCGUCCUCCCGCGAGCCGUCCUCGUCGCUCGCAAACAGCAAGCGCCCUCUCGACCUCAGCUCAGAGGGAGAUGCCGCACCGCCUCUCAAGCUCUCGUACAAGCGUACUCUCGCUCCGACCUCAUCGUCCUCCUCGCCUCGCGGCGGCCUGAGGUCAUCGUCGCCGUUCUUCCAGCGCAACCGGCUCGAAGCGUUCGACCUGCCGACCUCGCCAAGUUCGGCCUUCGACACCGACAAGCAGCUCGUCCCGACCUCGCCCAUCCAGCGCUUCUCGUCCCUCGCCUCCCUCCCGCCCUCGUCCCCCUCGUUCGGCCUGAGUGCCCUCCCGACACCGAGCACCGCCGCUCUCGACGACCUCGUCGCCGCCGCAUCGGGCGCAGUCGCCUCGCCUUCUUCGGCGACCCCCACCUCGCGCGACUCGGGCCUCGAUACCCCUCGUCUGUGGCACCUCGAGCGCGGCACCGUCCUGUACUUCGGUCGCAAGGCGCGCAAGGCCCUUCCUCGCGAUCGCGCAACCACCGUCACCCACGUCCCUGUCGUCCUCCCCAAGUCGGCCAAGAACGCGUCGCGCAUCCACUGCUCGGUCCGCAUCGUGUCGCGCGUGGAGCAGGAGCUCGACGGCGCGCUCGAGGUCGAGGUGCGCGUCACGGGCCAGAACGGCAUGAAGGUGGACGGCAAGGUCAAGAAGAUCGGCAGCGUCGUCGUCCUCGAGAAGCAGGCUGGGCAGGCGGUCCGGCUCAAGUUCUGGGGCUGGGACGCCAAGGUCCUCGUCGCCGAGUCGGAGCUCGGUCUCGACGAUCGCGAUGACGACGAGGGCCUCCCGGCGGCCCGUCGUGCGGGCCUGUCGUACCUCGAUGACGACGACGACGACGACGACGCCCUGCGCCGCGCACGCUCCCCCUCUCGGGCGUCCUCGCCCGCCUACAACUACUCGAACGACCACGGCCUAUCCCCCGAACCCGAGAGCGCGCCCGCUGGCCCCCUCGUCCCUCCUCGUCCUCCCUCGUCUACCUCUUCCACCUUCGCCGCCGAGCGCGCUUCCGCCCUUGUCACCUCGCUCAACCUCGACCUGGCGGGCCUCGUCGCGUCGGCCAUCGUCUUCCACGCGCGCUCGACUGUCGCAGUCGACGAGGUCAUCCGGGCGCUCCUCAAGGAGUCGGGCGGCAUGUGGCGCGUCUUGAGCGACGACGACGACGUCGUCGAGCGGCGCAAGGAGACGCCCGAGGGCGAGGGCAACGCCGUCGCUGCGUGGCGUACGAUCGUCGAGAACGUGCUCGUGCACGAGAGCAUGUUCGGCAUGAUCGACAACGCGGGCCUCAAGGACGCCUCGGGCCACCCGAUCCCGCCGCACUGGUACUACAUCCCCGACCAAGACCCCUCCGCCGACCGUGUCGCCGCGCUCGAGCCGUUCGUCAAGCGCGUCCGAGGCGCAAGGAGCAAGGCGGCGAGGUACUUCUGGGCCAAGCCGAGCCUGCGCAAGCGCUAAGGGUUGUCACAUGGAGGGAGGAGCGGGUCGUCUCUUUGUUAUCCUUGCAACGGCGAGCUCUG
Messenger RNA from Rhodotorula graminis WP1, 1580 nucleotides. RefSeq lists its product as uncharacterized. Gene Ontology annotation, molecular function: protein binding. The record is from RefSeq and is a predicted model, not a curated record. The transcript has 3 exons. Bases 1 to 1518 code for a protein of 505 amino acids. NCBI's taxonomy places the organism in Eukaryota, Fungi, Basidiomycota, Microbotryomycetes, Sporidiobolales, Sporidiobolaceae.